CAGGGAGAGUGCAUACUGAAACUCCAAAGCCGCCUUUCAGACCGACUGCAGUAUCGGCUCAUCCCAUUCUUCCCCUCAACUCGUAACAAGAUGGCGGACGUUGACAUGGCCGCAGAUGCGCGGAGGGAUGCCAACGGCAAGUCAGACUGGGCCGCACGUUCCGUCGAAGGGUGGAUCAUCAUCGUCACAGGUCUUCACGAGGAGGCAACCGAGGAAGACCUGCAGGACCUGUUUGGCGAAUUCGGAGACGUGCGCAACCUUUCCAUGGCUCUGAACCGGCGAACGGGUUAUGUGAUGGGCUACGCGCUCGUCGAAUAUUCGCGCAAGGAGGAGGCUGAGGCUGCGAUUAAGGAGACAGAUGGGACCGAGUUCCUCGAGAAGAAGAUCCACACCGACUUUGCUUUCGCCAAGGCGCCGGCUGGAGCUCGUCGUGGUGGAGGUCGCCGGCGUGAACGCUCGGUGAGCCCCGCGCGCCGGUAGUGUACAUUUAGGUAUAUGUGAUGUCAGACUGUGUUCCCGCGCGCUCAGCUGUGACGGCGCCGUAAGCACCGGCGCACUGAGAGUUCGUGGUGUGCAUGAUGAUAUAC
Molecule: messenger RNA, 587 nt
Organism: Cutaneotrichosporon oleaginosum
Lineage: Eukaryota; Fungi; Basidiomycota; Tremellomycetes; Trichosporonales; Trichosporonaceae
Source: RefSeq, a predicted model, not a curated record